Spea bombifrons (plains spadefoot toad) is the source of this 2079-nucleotide messenger RNA. RefSeq names its product EF-hand calcium binding domain 7 (gene EFCAB7). The record is from RefSeq and is a predicted model, not a curated record. Gene Ontology annotation, molecular function: calcium ion binding. The coding region runs from base 120 to 1988 and encodes 622 amino acids. NCBI's taxonomy places the organism in Eukaryota, Metazoa, Chordata, Amphibia, Anura, Pelobatidae. The transcript is spliced from 14 exons.
CCCAUGGCAACUGCAGAGUCCUGGGAAGCCGUGGAUGUGAUUCGGAGGAGCUGUAAGGGCCACGGUGGCCCAUUUCCCUGGAGAGUGGACAAACAACCCCUAUAUCUACCCCGGUCAGGAUGGCGAGCGUCUCUGGAGCGUCGCUUAAACAUACAGCCAACGGACGUCAGGAAGACCGGAAAUCAGCCCCAAGCGAGGAGGAGAUCUUCUACACCACGUGCCGCGCCGCUUAUCUGACCGUGUUUAAAAGCAGCCUGGAAUCCAUCACCAGCCGAGAGCAACUAUGUCUGGUCCUUCAGAACGCCGGUCGAAAUCCUACAAGGAGAACGCUUAAUAAAUACUGGACGACGAAGACCAAAGAGUUAAACUUCGACGACUUUUGUGCCAUCGUGAAGAGGGAGAAACCUGCUUCUAAAUCCGAGCUUUUAAAGGCUUUUAAGAACAUCGAUCUUAGCAACAAAGGAUAUAUUGCGCAUGACGACCUUUACAAAAUCCUAACUACGAAGGCCGAGAAGAUGUCUGAUGAUGAAGUCGGUGCUUUAUUCCGUUUGGCCGACGUUAACAGCGGCGGCCGACUUGACUACACCAAGUUCUGUAAUGCGUUCUUCGCAACGUGUGAGCGAUGCACCAAAACGGCCGCCGAGCGCAUGGACGCCGACAGCAAGGCUAAGCGGCAGCAGUUCGGGAGCCAAGUGGAAAGGUCACCGGAACGUUCUGCAUCCCCUGCAACCAAACAGUACGUCAGAUCUUCAGACGGCGAUGUCUCGCCAAGAAAAGCUGAAAAUAAAUCAUCAAGACCUUCAUCUGCUCGAAGCCACAAAGCGACGGUGUCUACUGUGAUCAACAUGGGUCCGGCCAGCACCAGAACCUCAAAGCUGACAGAGCCCAAUAACUUACAGGAUUGGCAUCGCACGCAGUCGAAAGGAUGUUUUUUCCUUGAAGAUAACGGUGAUAUCGUCGGUCAUCAUUAUAAGAUGCAGGUUCCCCAAAAGUCUUCGGUGUUUUUAAAGAUCAAGCCUUUAAACCUCAGUAAAAUUGAAGGGAAGCCUUCCUCGUGGAUGUCGGUGGACACGUGUCUGUUCGUACUAAGAGAAGGUGAAGGACGCUCCGAUCCGCAGCUCGUCGCCUUCACGGAACUUCAAAAUAAAGAGACGUUUGGUUGGAAGGGAGAGCUGGGACCUGGGGUUUAUUGGAUUAUUCCAUUCACCACCGGAUGUAGACUAAAGAAAAAAAGGAAGCAAAAUAUAAAAGAAGCCCAGCUGGUUUAUCGAGACAGAAAGGAGGAUUUAGCACUAACACCUGAAUUCAAAUCCGCGUUGUCGGACGUGUUUGACAUCAUCGAUUUAGACGGGAACAGUUUCCUCAGCCUGGAGGAAUAUAAUUUCUUCGAACUCCGAACCAGCGGCGAAAAAUGCGACGAGGACGCGUGGGAAGUGUGCAAAGAAAAUUUCGAAACCAGCAAAAAUGAGUUAACGAGACAAGGGUUUCUGGAACUGAACCUCAUGGAGGCCAACGAUCGAGAGGGAGACCCCGGUGACCUCUGGGUGACGCUGCAGUCGAUGGGUUAUAACAAGGCGUUAGAAAUGACAGAGGCCUGUCCCUUCCUUAUCGAGGGCUACGCAGACAGAUGCCAGCCGAGGCUUAAAGCCGUCGGGCUCGAGUCCGGCAGCCGGCAGCUCCAGAGGGCGCUUUGCAGAUCUGUCAUCCUGAAAGGGGACGCAAAACCUGUAGAGGGCUACGAAGACGUCAUCAUCUACACUUACAAGAGCGACUCCCGAAUCAGCUCCGUUAUCGAGAACAAGUCCAACAGUAAAGUGCUCUUACAAGUGAAUAACGAGCAGAGUAAGAACUGCACCAGCAGCCGAGGACUCAACGUUUUCGCGGUGGAAGUUCCAGCAAAAGCGACCGUGGUUUCUCAGCAUGUGCUGCCGGCGAACGAGCGUCAGGAGUGGGUAUAUUACUGCGUGCAAAGCAUCGUCACCCACUGAAAAUCGGUGUCCGGUCUUCAUUCAUUUCAACCAAUCGGUUCAUUUUCAUUUUCUUACAGAAAAAGAAAAUUUCUUUAAAAAAAAAAAAAAA